Aquila chrysaetos chrysaetos is the source of this 1194-nucleotide messenger RNA. Its product is annotated as syncytin-2-like. The record is from RefSeq and is a predicted model, not a curated record. NCBI's taxonomy places the organism in Eukaryota, Metazoa, Chordata, Aves, Accipitriformes, Accipitridae.
AUGGUAAUGGAGGCAUUACUUGGCUCAAAUGGAGCUCGAUGGUAUUCAAAUACACAUUUCGCUUUAACCCAGAAUAUCUCUAGGAUUCUGAACAAAACUGAUUGUUGGGUAUGUACUCACUUACCAGAAUACGGAGGAAAAGGACUCCCUUUAAUUGGUAUUCCGGUACCAAAGGAUCAUUCCUGGGCGAGUCUUUGGGAAAAUACUUCAUGGAAUACUAACAAUGAUGAGAUCUGGAAGUUAGAAAUAACUAGCCCUGAGACACUGGAACCUUACUGUACAUGCAUACGGAGAUGUAAUCCCCCUAAGGGACAAGGGAAGAUUGACUGUAUUGGUGGAACAUAUGUGGGGAAUCAUACCGUUUGUAAUAAGACAAUAGACAUUGGGACUUCAAUCUCUGUUAAUACUACAGCAUGGCCAGUGCCGGAAGGGAGAGGGUGGUACUGGCUAUGCAACGACACUGCUCGGAAAGUGUUACCUAGAGAUUGGAUGGGAACAUGUACCUUGGGAGCAGUGAUUCCAAAUAUAACUAUACAUAAUUCCCCACUAAAAGGAAAACCUCUCCUAAGGGCUAAACGAGAUAUUGAAAAUCCUUUAGUAAGAAGGCCCACUGCCUUCCAUAGUUUUGCCCGGUGGUUCCUUCCAUGGUUGGGAGUAAGUGAACUGGAAAAAGCCAUUGUCAAUAUAUCAGCAGUAAUAGAGAACAUCGAAAAUCGGACAAUAGAUGCGAUAAAAGCACUACAACUAGAGGUAUCUAGCCUGUCUCAGGUCGUGUUACAAAAUAGAAUGGCAUUAGAUAUGUUGUUAGCCUCCCAAGGUGGAGUAUGUACGAUUGUAAAUGCUAGUUGUUGUAUGUAUAUAGAUCAAAGUGGAAGAAUUUCUACAGACCUGGAAGAGAUUAAGAAACAAACUGCAGUUUUACACGAGGUAACGAGAGAUGACCUAACAUGGGGGUUUGAAGAGAUGUGGAACAAAUUAACAUCAUGGUUACCUAAUUUUGGUUGGUUAAAGCAAAUUUUUGUUAUGAUCAUUGUCCUUUUGGCAUUGGGAGUAUUGAUCUGUAUCAUGAUAAAAUGCUUUAUGUGGCACUGCAAAACUGUAAAAAGCUAUGAAGAUUGGAAACGAAACAAAAUAAGACACCAAUUAGAAACAGGGAAAUACUUUGAAUCUUUCAAAGAAGAUGAAAAUCUGUGA